AACUCUGCACUUUAGUACGAAACAUGAUCAAAGCAAACUGGAAGAUUGACAGCAGACGGAUUAGAACUGUCAAUGUCAGCUAGCAAAAUUUGUGAUUUGUUCGCGAUUGCUGGCAGAAGAAAAUAUUCGAUUAUUGUGAUUUUCUUUCGAGACAUUGCCAGCAAAGUCUUAACAAUUUGAAAUAUUAAACAUAAACAACGGCUAGGAAGUGUAUAUUGCUUUGGAGAGCAAAUAAAUUAAUUUUCCAGAAACAUGAGAAAAAUAUAGCAGUAGUUGCAAAAAGUACAAAGGAAAAACGAAGUAAAACGCAAAAAAGAAAACUUUCUUUUCUGCCAUUAAAAUUGGCGAAAGCAAAGCAGCUGUUGGAAUAGGCAGUGACUUUGAAAAAGUGUCAAUAAUAUAGUGAAAUCGGAUUAAAAAUAUUUGAGUGCAUUCUAAAUAUAUACUAGAUCCGUCAGGCUGUCGCCGGAAAGAAGCGGUGCAUUCACAACUUGUGGGCGUUUCGUCAUCAUAGCCAGUUAACGUUGCCACCACCGUCUCCGUAACGCAUGACUCGUUACCCACUUCGGGUGGAUGCGCAAUUCAUUUUGCAAUAGCAAGACAACCCAUUAUCAACGUGUACUGCGUUUUUUUUUAACUAACUACUGUGCAGCAUCCGCAAACGGUUGACAGUGUCACCACCUUAGUGUGGUCAAUCCAAUUGUCAUCAACAUGAAGAAGAUCUUUUCAAAAUUCGAUAAAAAUGAAAAAUUGGAUAACUCGCACAAUCACUCCACAUCGAAGGAGACCAACAGUUUUGUUGGUAAAGUGUUUACCGUGGGACGUGUAAGUGUGACCGUGGAAGAUGUGCUCGCUGAAGGUGGUUUUGCCAUGGUCUUCCUCGCCAAAGCGAACACAGGCAAUACAAAAUAUGCGCUCAAGCGUAUGUAUGUGAAUAACGAGCACGACUUGAACGUGGCCAAGAGGGAGAUUCAGAUCGCUAGUAAUCUAAGCGGUCACAAGAAUAUUAUAGGCUACGUUGACUCAAGUAUUACGCACACCGGUAACGGUGUAUGUGAAGUACUGUUGCUCAUGCCCUACUGCAAGCAGCACAUGCUGGCCAUGAUGAAUGCAAGAUUGCAGGUUGGCUUCACCGAACCGGAAGUUCUCUCCAUAUUCUGUGAUAUUUCAGAGGCAGUGUCACGCUUGCACUACUGUCAAACUCCCAUCAUCCAUAGGGAUUUGAAAGUUGAGAAUAUACUGCAGAAUGAUGCUGGUAAUUUUGUACUUUGCGAUUUUGGCUCUGCCACAGCGAAAGUAUUGAAUGCGCAACAGCAUGGCGUUACGUUUGUCGAAGAGGAAAUCCAAAAGUAUACAACACUCUCGUAUCGUGCACCCGAAAUGAUCGAUCUCUAUUCUGGCAAAAGUAUUACGACCAAAGCGGAUAUCUGGGCACUCGGUUGUAUGCUGUACAAAUUGUGUUUUUUCAAUUUGCCCUUCGGCGAAAGUACGUUGGCCAUACAGAAUGGUCAAUUCUCCAUACCAGACAAUUCCAAAUACUCAACAGGCAUGCAUCAAUUGAUUAAAUAUAUGCUCGAACCCGAUAUGGACAAACGACCGAAUAUUUGGCAAGUGUGCGAAGUGGUGUUCCGAUUGGCCGGCAAAGAUAAUCCAGUACAAAAUUUGCACAAAUCUCCACCACCAAAUUUCGAGCAACUCGUCAUCCCUCCAUUUGAGUCCGAAGCGAAACGUAUUUCUGCUGCUGCCGCAGCUAAAACACCUAAACCGCAAAGUGUGCCGAUUGUAGAGUCCGGUACGAGUGUAGCGCCACGUCAACGUCCGAAAGGCUCCUCGGCUGUACAUGGUGCGAAUCCGCUUGGUCUUGGCUUACCGCCAAGUCCAUCGCCACGCAAUAAUAUAACAUCGCCACAGCCACAACAGCAACAACAACCGAUAGUCGAACAAUUUCAAGCAAAUUUUCCACAAUUGGCACCACCAGUCGUGCCACCACAACAAACAACAGCAACAACAGCGGUGUCUACAGCCACAGUUGCCAUACCGGCAACGACACCACAAACCUCUACUAUUGUAGUUGCUGCAACACCCACAGUUGCACCACCACCACCAACAACAACACCACUAACACAACAACAACCAACUGUCAACCAAAUCGUUAACACCAAUACCGCAGUGAUUGCAGCACAACAACCACAGCCACCACCUGAAGUGCUGAAUAGCCUCUUCGAAUCGUCUGUAUAUCCAGAUCCGUUUAGUGAGAAUGCACCGGUCGCAAUGAAACAUACUGCUGUGGACACAGUCGCAUGCAGCAGUGGUCUGGGUGUUGGUGUUGGGGUGGGUCUCGGCUUGGGUUUGGGCGUGGGUGUGGGCGAUGGUUUGGAUAAUAUAGCUGUGAGCUCGUUGUCAGCGCAUCAUACAACUGUUGGCAACACACCAACAAAGAGCAGUAUGCUGACUGUGUCGGGCGUGGGCCCGAGCACUGGCAGCAGUGGCGGCACCUCUGGACAUCGACGCAAUGUCAGCGAUACGUCUGCCUUUAAUAAAACUUUCGCCAAUGAGACAUCUCAAUUCCUGGCGCCCUAUGAUCAUUCGGUCAAGAGUCGUGCGUCACACGCGCAUGACGCCAGUGGCGGCGGUGGUGAUGACAGCAUGUUGGUCAAUGCAAUGGCCAAUUCUGGCACGAAUUAUGGUGGCUCGAAUCCAGGACUCUUUCUACCAGCCGCACAAACACUGCACAUGCAAGGACAAGGUGCCGCCGCCAUGUCGGCAUCAAUAUCGAAUGCUGAAUUGACAAGCGCUCAAGUGUUACGCGCUAACAUGGAGAGUAAUACUAAUAAUAGUUUGGCAUACACAAAUGCCGAUGCGGUGGCGGCUGCUAAUCAUGCCAGUGGUAGUUCAUUAGGUAAACGCAUUGAAGCUUGGAAUCCAUUUGAGGAGCAACCAUUCGGACAAAUGACCGAAGAUCAUAUAUUUGAGGCAGAAUUCGAUAAAAUACGACAACGUGGCAGUCAAGGCAGUAUCACAGCUAAAUCUGCAUCGACUACUUCAACUCUAACGCCUACUGAAGGUUAUGCGACAAGUAUGCCUGCAACACAAACACAGUCAACGUCGCAACAGCAACAGCAGCAACCACCACAACAACAAGCACCACCACAACUUCCGGUCACGGUCACACCGUUCGGCCCAACAGUUGUUGGCGGCGCUGCAGUUACAGGUGGUGUUAGCGGUAGUGUCAAUGCCGUUGUAACACACAUUGCCGAGGAUCCAUUCGGCUCGGCGCCAUUCAGCUUGCCGGCCGGAUUGCGCGAGAAAGCAACAACACUGCGUAAAACUGGAGCUAAAUUUAACGUCACCGGUGGUCCGACGGCAUCCAUGGCUUCGUCUAGUGGCGGUGCGAGUGGCAACAUAACAGCGGCCUGCGGUACGACCUCAUCGACAGCUUCGUCCAAAUGGCUGCUAUCGCCCACGCUCGAGGUGUCGAGUGAAGAGAAAACUUCGUUGAUAAAUAAUCUUAAGACCGAUUCGGAAGGUGGCGCUGACGGUGCAUUAGGUGAUGCACUACAUUGUGUUGGUGGUGGUGAUGGGGAUUCUGUAGCCACCUUGGCUGGUGUAGCAUUGCCGGGUGGUAAUUUUGUCAAACUACCAUUAGAGGAUCGUAAUAAAUAUGAAAAGUUGCGCAGCAAUGAUAAUCCCACUUCGGAUGAUUCCGAUUCGGAGUAUUUUCAAGAAGACUACGGCAAUACGAGUGGACCCAGCAGCACAAAAGCGAUUUUCAAACAAAUUGUGACCAACAACAUACCGGAUACUAUACAUAAAAUACAACAAGCUGCUUAUCAUAAAGUCGAUAAGACGCAGUUGAAAGUGCCUAUUGUUAAGAAGUUACGUCAUUCCACUAAGAAACCGACAACGGCCGCUCAACAGGCAGCCCAACAAGUGAACGCCGCCUUAGAACAACAUGAACAACAACACCAACAAGCGGCUGCAAUUGCUGCCGCCGCUGCAGCAGCUGCAACGGGUGAUAAGUCGGAUAGCGAAGACUCGAUUGGGUCGGCAAGUGAUUUGCGUGCGGAGGAUGAUGACUUUUUCGAUGAGAAUGAUGUGCAGAGGCGUAAUACAAAGCUGCGCCGCCCCGUCAUGGAUAUGGAUGGAAUAAGUGAGAGUGUAAAGACCUGCAGUUCAUCGGCCUACCAUGCGGAAUGUGAAAGUGUCACCACGCACGAAGAUGAUGUUAGUCGUGUGUUGGUUAAGGUACGUAUGCGUAAGAAGGAUCGCACUGCUGCCGCUGUGGCAGCUGCAGCCGAAGCGAGUGGUAUUACAGCGCGCGUUGAUGAAAGUGAGUUGAGUCCGACAUCUAAUGAUUUUCUAAAUAAAUUGGGGGAUAAGCCCUUAUUGCUCGAUGAUGAGUUAGAUUAUGGUUCUGGUGAUUCCGAUUCGAAAGGUAAGAGUAGCAAUGAGACGGAGGAGUCGCCCGAAAAUGCACCAUUACCGACAUUACCAACAAAUACCAAUAACCAACCGGAGGAGUUGGAUGUGUUUGCAAUGGCGCCGUUUAAGAUGCCUGUGGGUUUGCCUUUGAAAAGGCGUACUUCGAAAACUCAACGUGCACCGCCCAAAGUGCCGGCACGAAAUCCGCCGGUGCAAACGCAAUCGCACUCGGUGGAAAUUUGGACAUCAACACCGGUAAAGGGUGCCGAUAAACGCACCAACUCAGUCGACAGCUUUGCUAAUUUUCCUUCCGGCCCCUCACCGCAAUUGGACGAAUUCAAUGAACCGUUUUUCAAUCCAUUUGUCGAACCGAAAAUGAAUACGAGUGCUGUUACACCCAAACCUCACGUACAAAGCUCGUCCAAUUUUGGCACUGUAACCGUUAUAUCAACUGUACCGGAAGCGUCCAAAGAAUCUACUACUGCGAAGCCAACAAUAGCUACAAACUUUGUGCCCAAAUUCCCGGCAACAGAAUGUCCGAUAAUCGAGCCAAAGCUUCCAGUCACCGAAGUGCCAGCGCCAGAACAAGAUCUCUUUGGCUCCGAACCAUUUCCACAGGUAAUUCGUAAAUGUAUAAUUGUGAAUCCCAUAGAAGGUGUCAAUGACAGCGUUACAAGAAAUAAGAAUAACAAUAAUAUUGUGCAAAUAAAACAAGUUCAAGCCACGCCACCAAACCAUAUAAGUCAAACACAAAACCAACAUACCGGUAUGCCAACCAUUCCGACGCCCUUUAGCACGACAACAGUACCACAGCCCAGUGGUCCUGCGCCACAACUGGUGACCAUUAACCAUUCAAUAAUCAUCAACAAAACACCCGAACCAUUGCCGAAUUCCUCACUGCAAUACCGCAAUAAUGUGAAUUCAAUUCAAUUGACUGCGCCCAUACCGGCGCCACCUUUGAGUGCAGCAGCUACUGGUACCGCUACCAACGCCUAUAUAAAAUUGCCCGCAACUGUGGUGACGAAUGCAAAUAAUAUUACCAUCGCCAAGCAUGUUAAUGUCAGUAUUCCCCCGACCAAUGUUGCCGCCAUUAAUGUACCCGCACCCAAUGCCACCGCCAUGCACAAGCCGACACUCAAAACGAGCGCGCAUGCUGCCAGCGCCCACGGUGGCAUCGUACUCAAUAUACCAAGUGGCAUGUCCCAUUCUGUUUCCUCCAUAUCUGCCAGUAAACAGGCGCAAAUGCCUAGCAAAACUUCCAUCGGUGGCUCGUCCAGCAUGAUUACGCAUUUGAAAAUGUCCGAUCAUCAGUCAUUGUUUCCAAUUGCCGAUAAUGGUUUUGUACAAAUCUCCCAAGAUCGUUGUUCGGACUUUACUACAGACGAUGAGGCGGAGCCAGUGGUUCCGCAUGGAUCGCAUGCUGCCGACAUGGAUGCAGUCACACCAGCAACAGCAGCAACAACGUCGGCGUCGACAACGAUCCUCAACAGCGCCCCCCUCACCACAACAAAACCAAAAAAGGAAAAGUCCCAUUUGGGUGUGAGAACGCUACCGGCGAAGAUAACACAAAAAGUCAAGGGACACACAUACAAAAAAGUUGUGUCCGCCAGCGUACUCGGCUCCACCUCCUCACUCACCUCGAGCAGCAAACAGAAACAUCAACGGCUACAGAGUCAAUCGCAAGACGACGAUGACGAUGAUGAUAAUGACGUUAUCGUCAAUGAAGCGAAAUAUAAAAAUCGUUCAACAACAAAUAUCUCAACCAACAGUGCAACAAAACAUUCCAAAACGACAGCUAGUGCCGGCGUCGGUAGUAACGCCAAAGGUACAAGUGCCUCAGCCAAUGCGGCAAUGACGAGUAGCUUCCAAUCGAAUACAAUACAAAAUUCUGCGAAAACUGGUUUUAGCAAUAUGAGUUUCGAAGAUUUUCCAUCCGAUCAAGAAAUCGAUCGACUCUCCAAAACCAUACCGUUCGAGGUGGUGCGCAAUGAGAAAAUGUUGCUGGAAGCCGAGAAGAAAUUCGGUUCGUUGAAACGACGCAAUAAUCUAUUCUCCUAGAAGCGAAUUUCCGAAACGAAGCGUACGUUGAAACGUGAAUUGAAACAAGUACUACAUAAAGUAUUGAAAAAUUCCAAGGAGUAAAUAAUGAAGUCAAUUAAUAGUGAAUGUUUAUAGUAUUUUGCAUAAGUAUACCUAAAUUUCUAGGUACAUAUACAUACGUAUAGUAUAUGUAGAAUUAAGUGUAGAGAUAUAUAGUUGCAAGAGAUGGAUGUGAAUCACAAGUAAAUGUGAACUGAUGCAAGAUAAUGGAUGUGAAAUGUACUAUAUACAACUUUUUGUAUUGAGUUGUAUAGGCAGCAUGCGGAGUUGAUAUGUAAUUUGGGCUCUUGCACAAUCUCGUUUAUAUGUAAAGUUAUUUAUAUUGAGCUGAAUUAAUAUUAUUUAAAUUUUUAAAAUAUCUUCGAAAUACAAAAAUUAAUUUUUUCACUCGAAAAGCUUAUAUUUUGGCUAAAAAAGUCAUUUUGCUGCUAAAUUAUUUAAUAUGUAAGAUGUAACCGUUACUUUAUGAGUUGCAAAAAAGAAAUUGAAUAUCAUGUUUAGUUUUUUAAGAACAUGUGAAACCAUAUUAAUCUCGAAAAAAAUUUUAUUUGUCAAAAAAAUAUCGUCAAAACACAUAAAAAUAUUUUUUGUUUAUUUGAAUUUUUUUUUAUAAUUUAUUGUACUACCUUAGUGUUUUACGAGAUUGUGUGAACCGCCUUAAUGAUAAAGAAAAACUAUUAUAUUGUUAUUAAAUUUAUAUAAGUAAGCAAUAGUGCAUAUUUAAAAGCGCGUUUGCUACGAAGGAUUUAAGUAUAUGCGAACGAAGUUCAAGAAAAUUUUUAAAAAUAAGUACAUACAUGUAAAUAAGUAAAUGUUAUCGAAUUGAAAUCGUUUUAAUUUAUAUAAGAAAACUUCAUAUAUACAUACAUAAUUACAUACAUAAAAAUAUUUAUUAAUGUAUUUCUUUUAAAAUUAUUAUUAUUAUAUUUUAUGAAAGCGUUGCUUGAAGUUUAUCAAUGGCUUCGUAAGGAAAACAAUAUUUAUGUAUUCGAAUGGAUUACGGCAGCUUCGUUUAAAGCAAAAAAGUGUAUUUAAAUUAAUAUUUAACUGAAGAAAAUUUAUAUUUCAUUAUUAUUUAUUAAUAUUCUUUUUUUUAUUUACAACUAACCAUUUUUUCAAACGAUAAAUUAUAAUAAAAAACACAUUAAUAUUCAUUUUAAUAUUUACACCCAACUAAAGCAAACGUAAUUCUAUUCCUAAUAGUUUAAUAUAGGAAAACUAUAUGAAUAUUUUAUAAUUUUUUAUUUGCACAUUUUUAUGCUUUUACCUCUUGCAUAAAAAGUAUUCAAUUUUCUGUUUACCUAAAAAACAUUUAAAUAAAACCUUUCAAACAUGCCUAAGCAAAAAACUAAAGAGUGAAAAAACUAAAAAGUAUUGCAAACGCUUUCGAACCAAUUCAAAUCGGACAGCUAUAGCAAAUUUACUUAAUAUAAUAAUAAUUACAAAUUUUUUAUAUUUUUUUAAAAUAAAGUAAUUGUUUUUCAUUCACUCACCCUUUUGAAAACCAGUCAACAUAGUGAAUUGACAACUGAAAAUAAAGAAAAAAGUAUUUUUAAUGUUGUAUUAGUAUUUUUAUCAUUUGAAAAUUUAAACAAUUACAAAAUACGUUUCCCCACAUAAACUCGAAAAUGUCUCGUUUUUUUAUUUUUUUGAAUAUUAAUAAAAAUUUUAGUAUGUAUAAACAUAUUUAUAUCAUACAAGGAACAAUAUUUAAUAUUGUGAGAAAUAAAAUGUAGAAAAAUGUAUUCAUAUAAUGAAUGACUCGAUUGAAGCAUGCAUAUAUAUACACUAAUGAAAAGUUACAUUCACAUAUACAUACAUAUAACUAUUGUAUUUAAGUGCGGUUUUAUAUACAUAUAUUAUAUACCAAUAUACAAAUGUAUGUUGUAUGUGUAAACUCGUUUCCGCAAUUAACGGUAAUCCGUAGAAAAUGAUGAAUGAAAUACAUUUUAAUUCAUAACGUUAUACUAAAAAAAAAGUACGUGACUUUUUGUUAAAAAAAGAACAACUUCAUUUCACCAAUUAAAAAAUAUUGAAAGUAAAAGCAACACAAAAGCAUUUAAAAAUGUAUUUUUAGCUUUUAGGCAUAUGGUUAUGCACACUGAAUUGUAUUUCUGUUAAUUUGGUUAUUUUUUAUUGUAUUCAGUCGAGUUUAGCUUAACCAGAACUGCGGUAGCAAUAAUUUUAUUUGUAUAACACAACUUUUGUAUGAGUUUAUUACUGAAAAAAAAAUUGAAAUGAAAAAGAAUUUAUUAUUUUGUGAUAAGUUAGGCAUACUAUGUAUUAUGCUUGCAGAAAGCAAAAUGAAAUAUUGUAUUUAUUUAUAAAAUGUGAAAAAUUAAACAAAAUUAAAACACUUUCAAUGAAGGGAAAAUCAACCAGCAGCAUUGUAGUCAGUUGAAAAAGUGCAUAUAAAUUUAUUCUACAAUUUUACA
Messenger RNA from Zeugodacus cucurbitae (melon fly), 8957 nucleotides. RefSeq lists its product as uncharacterized. The transcript is spliced from 8 exons. NCBI's taxonomy places the organism in Eukaryota, Metazoa, Arthropoda, Insecta, Diptera, Tephritidae. Gene Ontology annotation, molecular function: protein serine/threonine kinase activity; AP-2 adaptor complex binding; ATP binding. The coding region runs from base 712 to 6480 and encodes 1922 amino acids. The record is from RefSeq and is a predicted model, not a curated record. Gene Ontology annotation, cellular component: cytoplasm. Gene Ontology annotation, biological process: S-methylmethionine cycle; regulation of clathrin-dependent endocytosis; protein phosphorylation.